Trichomonas vaginalis G3 is the source of this 3867-nucleotide messenger RNA. Its product is annotated as osmotic avoidance abnormal protein 1/WD repeat membrane protein family. The record is from RefSeq and is a predicted model, not a curated record. NCBI's taxonomy places the organism in Eukaryota, Parabasalia, Trichomonadida, Trichomonadidae. The transcript has a single exon. Gene Ontology annotation, cellular component: intraciliary transport particle A; cilium. Gene Ontology annotation, biological process: cilium assembly; intraciliary retrograde transport. The coding region runs from base 1 to 3867 and encodes 1288 amino acids. Gene Ontology annotation, molecular function: protein binding.
AUGCAAUUAAUCUUUCGUGUUGGCUCUGCCGAAAUCGGCAAUGACGCAAAACCAGUCAUUAAAUGGAGCCGAGAUUCAAAGUACGUUGCUAUUUAUGGAAACAAUAACGUAGUUUUAGUGUAUGACAAAAAUGGAGCAAAACUCUCAACAAUUCCAGUUGCAAAUCCAAAAAUUAUGGACUGGGAUGCUCAGUCAAAGAUUUUAAUCAUCACAAGUGCAAAUUCGAACGAAAUUACACUCCAUUACAUGCCAAAAAGAGACACAUUACCAAUUGAAGCACCAUUCGUCCCAACAUGGGGUCAGUGCUCCAGGAGAGGCUCAUUCCUCGUCGUUGGCUCUGAUAAAGGCAUGUUUUGGAUUUGCGAUCUUAAUUCACGUCAAUCUCAAAGUUACCAAGGCACACACGAUUCUGCCAUUGUAGGUGGUAUUUGGAACUCAAAAGGACAUAUCUGUUUAUGCUCUGAAGAUAAUUCAAUCUCUGUUUCCGAUAUGAAAGGAAAAGUUCUCGCUAGAUUAGAUUUGGGCGAUGUCCCUAUAUUCCCACAAUUCGUUACAGUCGAUUCUACGCCAACAGUUGCAUUUACAACCAAAAAUACUCCAACAUUAUACUUUUGGGAUUAUUUGAAGGGUAAAGAGCCACAGAAAGUCACAUUAGAACCAAGUUUAGGUUCAAUUGUUCGCAGUGGCAUCUUGACAAAUGGCUUAGUUUUCAUUCAAUUCAGUUUUGGUAAAUUCGUUCUUGUAAACUUCGAAUAUCAGCAAGUUUUAAGCAGACACGCAUUCUCAUCGUCAGCUUCAGCAGCAGACAUCAUCAGAACAACAGCUAUUGUCGGAAAUGGAGCUUCUGUCAAAGUUAUAAAUAUCGAUGAUCCAAAAGACAUUACAGAUGAUCAAAUCCGAUUCCCAGAUAAUACUACAGGUACUGUCUGCUCGAUUGCCAUAUCUCCUGAUGGCUCAUUGAGCUGCGUUGGCCUUACAGACAGCUCUGUUUUAAUUUACUUAGUUGAAGUUCCAAUUCUUGCAGCAUCGAGCGGCCCAUUAGCUGUAUACAGCCAAUCAUUGACUUCUUUGACAGUUUACGACAUGCAUAAGAAAUCAUACAGAUCAUUCAACGUAGAAUCGCAACCGCAGAAGAUAGGUGUUUGCCUGAAGACUGUUGCCGUUGCAUUCAACAACAAUGUUUGGUUCUACGACACGAAAACUCUCGAACAAACGAAUAAAGCAGAAUUAUCGGGAACAAUCGACGAUAUACAGGUUAGCGACACCGCCUAUGCAGUUAUGCUAAGCGGAAAAGUCAUGCUUAACUACUUUGAUUCAACGAAAAAGCCAUUUUCAUUUCCAGAUUUUGAUACAGCCUCCAAAGUCACUGCUUUCUCAUUAACAGGCUUCUUACUUCUCUUAGCGACCGAUGAUGGCACUCUGAGGAUCUUUAAUACCCGAAACCAAGCAUAUCUCGACGGAUACAAGCAUCCAAACGCCAUUGUUGCAAUCCAGCCGAACCUCAGCGAGACAAGAUUCGUCUUCAUCGAUUCCGCCCACGGUGUCUACUCCUUCAACCCUAUAAAGCGCACAGCGGUCCCAAUUCUCGAAGAAGGAAGCGGUUUUGACGCUGUAGCUUCACUUUUUGACAUCACCGACCGCAAUGUUUUUGCAGUGAUUGCACCGAAGAAAGUAGCCAUAUACCACAUGACAGAUCAGAAUUACAAUGGCCAAUCCAUCAGAAAACUCUGUGAAAUGGAGAUUCCUACAUUAAAAGUUGCAAUUGGAGUUUCGAAUGGAACAAUUAUCUUCAUUGAUUCUACGUCACAAGAGAAAUCUGUUCAGUUGACAUCAUAUCAGUCGAUUAAUGAAGAAAAAGUUGAUUCCGUUCGAGAAUUGAUUGCAAUCAACAGACACAGACAAGCUCUUCAAAUUGCAAUCAAACUACAAGACAAAGCAAUCAUCAAAGAAGUUGCUGAAGCAGCUUUAGACGCCUUGAACAUUGAGAUUGCACAAGAAGGCUUCAUUGCAUGUGGAGAAGCGAACAUGGCGAACCAAUUAGAACCAGUUUUGAAGGAAGAAGAACUCAGUUAUUUAAGAGGAUAUGUUGCAAUGAUGAGACAUGAUUUCAACACAGCUCAGAAGUAUUUCAUGGAGAGUUCAAGGCCACAGAUGACAUUGGACAUGAGAUCUGCUUUGUUACAGUUUGAUUCCGCUCUCCAAUUGGCUGAGAAAUUCGAUCCAACGCGAAUUCCUUAUUUAUCAUAUGAAAGCGCUCGACAGAAUGAAUUAACAGGAAACUACGCGCAGGCAUUCCAACAAUACAAGAAUUCAUUGACAACAAGUGGUUUGAAACACCAAUCUCGUGCUGGUAUCAUAAGAUGUUUGAUUUACACAGGAAAAGUCGAACAAGGAAUGAAACAACUCGAGAAAACAAAAGACACAAAUCUUGUUACUGAAUGCGCAAGAAUUCUUGAGAAAUUGUCAGCGUUCCUUCAAGCUGCACAAUUGUAUGUACAAGUACAACAAUACAACUCAGCCGCACAAUGCUAUUUGAGAGCAAACGAGUUGAAUGCAGCAGCCGAAUUAUGUCAAAAAGUCGAUGACGUGAAAGUUUUGAGGUCAAUUGGAAAACAGUUGGAAAGAGCCGGCCAAUUAGAAGGUGCUGCAUCAGCAUUCGAAAAAGGAAGUGAAUGGGAAUCAUUGGUUCGUGUUUUGCUUAAGAUCAAUCUCGAUAGAGCAACAGCAGUUGCAAGACAACAUCCAACAGUUCAAGCUUGCAGAUUAGUUGCGGAACAUUGCAUAAAUUUGGGCAAUUUCAGAUACGCGAUCGAAUUCCUCAUAAUUUCCGGACAGAGCGAAGAUGCAUUUAGAAUUGCUGAAUUGCACAACAGAAUGGAUGAACUUGCUGAUUUGAUUGGCGACCACGGAACAGUGCAACAAUACGAAGCACUCGGAAACUACUUCGCAGGAAAGAGUGAUCAACUCAAUGCAGCCAAAUUCUUCGCUCUCGCUAAAGAUCCACAAAGAGCAAUGAACUGUUACAUGGCUGAUGGAUCUCCUGCAGCUUUGGAUGGUGCAUUGGAGCUUGCAGAAAAGGUCCCAGACAAGAACUUGAGAGAUGGAUUACUCGAGUAUUUGACAGCGAACAUGAAGGCUGAUGAUUUGAGAUAUCUCUUGAGAAUGUUUAUCAUCAUGAAACAGUUUGAUGAAGCUGCCGUAACAGCACAAAGAAUCUCCGAUGAAUACAGGAACAGAGGUGAUUACAAACAAGCAAGAGCAAUCAUCUUUGAUAUCAUUCUUCAGUUGAUGAAUCAUGGUUUCGCUGUUUCCGCUGAAAUGAAACAAUCUUUGUUGAUUAUUCAUUCUUAUUCAUUGAUUAAAGAGAUGAAAGAUCGCGAUAGAGUUAUCGAAGCUUUGUUAUUAAGAAGAGUUUCUAAAUAUGCUUCUAAAUUCCCAACACACGCUCCUCAAAUCUUGGCAAAGACAGUUGCAGAAUGUUCGAGAGCUGGAUUCAAGAAAUCAGCUUACGAAGCAGCAACAAAACUUAUUGCUCCUGAAUACGAAGGAAGACUUCAGCCUGAUUUGAUGAAGAAGAUCGUUGCGACUGUUAGAAGGAAAGUUACAACAGAAGAGGAAGAACCAAAGACUCCUUGCCCAGUAUGCGGAACAGCACUCGCUAUAUCAGAAUUGUACUGCCCUGCAUGCAAGACAAACAUUCCUUUCGAUUCUCUGACUGGAAUGCACAUGGCAGGUGGAGAUUGGUGCGAAUGUCCUAAGUGUAGAUUCCCUGCUUCUCAUAAACUUAUGUGCGAAUUGAAGACAUGCCCACUUUGCAAUGAACAUAUAGAAACUCCUGGUAUUAUUCAAAAUCCAAGAAUAUUGUAA